Neogale vison (American mink) is the source of this 1204-nucleotide messenger RNA. RefSeq names its product GINS complex subunit 1 (gene GINS1). Gene Ontology annotation, cellular component: GINS complex. The record is from RefSeq and is a predicted model, not a curated record. Gene Ontology annotation, biological process: DNA strand elongation involved in mitotic DNA replication; DNA replication. Lineage: Eukaryota; Metazoa; Chordata; Mammalia; Carnivora; Mustelidae. The transcript is spliced from 7 exons. The coding region runs from base 141 to 731 and encodes 196 amino acids.
GCGAACCGGAGGCGGAGGCGAGUACCUGCCUCUGUGGGACUGGAAACCACCCGAUCCCCAGAGCGGUGUGCGUGAACCCGGCGACCGUUUGGCGUGAGAGCCGGCGGUUGACAAAGCCUCGGGACCCGGGCGCGGACGAUAUGUUCUGCGAAAAGGCCGUGGAGCUGGUCCGCGAGCUGCAUCGCGCGCCGGAAGGGCAGCUGCCCGCCUUCAAUGAGGAUGGACUCAGGCAAGUUCUGGAGGAGAUGAAAGCUUUAUAUGAACAAAACCAGUCUGAUGUGAAUGAAGUAAAGUCGGGUGGACAAAGUGAUUUGAUAUCAACCAUCAAGUUUCGACACUGUUCUUUGUUAAGAAAUCGACGCUGUGCUGUAGCAUACCUGUAUGACCGAUUGCUUCGGAUCAGAGCACUCAGGUGGGAGUAUGGCAGCGUCCUGCCCAAUGCCUUACGAUUUCACAUGUCUGCUGAAGAAAUGGAGUGGUUCAAUCGUUAUAAAAAAUCGCUUGCUAUCUAUAUGAAGUCACUGGGAGGAGAUGAAGGUUUGGACAUCACACAGGAUAUGAAACCUCCGAAAAGCCUAUAUAUCGAGGUGCGGUGUCUAAAAGACUAUGGAGAAUUUGAAGUUGAUGAUGGUACUUCAGUCCUGUUAAAAAAAAAUAGUCAGCACUUUUUACCCCGGUGGAAGUGUGAGCAGCUGGUUAGACAGGGCAUUCUGGAGCAUGUGCUGUCCUGACCUUGUGCUGAGGCGCCACUAGGCUUCCCUGUGGUGUGAGGGGCAGCCACACAACGGAAUGUGCUACACGUCCAUCUCCACCCUCAUCUCUUUGAUUUUAAAGGUUCUUUACAGAAGUUCUUUAAGAUAACUAGGAGUAUUAUCUGGCAAAGGAGUGGUUUGCUUUUCUUUUGUACAGGAUUCAUCCUCUUUGUAAUAAACUGUAAGCUAUGUCUUUAAUUACAAGAUUCCUACAGUUACUACAAUGUGGUUUUUUGACAAAAUUUUUUUAAUGGAAGUAAACAUUUGUUAAUAUUUGAUUUUCUUUGUCCUCCCUGGUAAUGACUUUAUUUUUCCAGUGUACAUUUCCAGCCCAUGGUAUAGCAUACUGUCUUAUAGUACAAAUUCAAGGAAGGUAAUACCUUUCCUAAGUGAUAAAACUUUGGCAAAUUAAUAUAGUACUCUUUAAUAUAAUAAAAUUCUUUUUUGUUGUU